Molecule: messenger RNA, 181 nt
Organism: Gongylonema pulchrum
Lineage: Eukaryota; Metazoa; Nematoda; Chromadorea; Rhabditida; Gongylonematidae
Source: the annotation of a GenBank genome assembly
GCAGCUACUGCAAGUGGUAGUUCGUCAUCGCCACCAGCGGAAGCGGCAGCAACGGCUGCAGGUGGCUCGGCAUCCGCAGUUAGUGGUGAGCCAACGACAACAGAUGCAUGAGCGUCAGGGGCAGUUACAGUGGGAAUAUAAGUUGAUAACACUCUCAGCGCAUAAUGAUCACAGUUUGUAA